AUGCCACCAAACGUGCCGACGGGCGGAACCACGAAGCGUCGCAACAAGAACAAGUCCCAGCAACAGCAACGUCAUCGACAGCCAGCACAGGCACCGUCUGAACAACCGGUAUAUAACUUCUUCAACACAAAUCGAUCGAUUUUUCGGCGUUUCUCUCACUUUCCUUUCCCGUUUCGCUUUCGAAAUAUUCCACCAUCAACACACUCCUUUCUCUCUCUCUCUUUUUCCCUUUCUCUCACUUUUCUCACUCUAUCUCUCUUUCCGAUUGGCAUCGCAUCGUGAGAAUCACCUGACUGACCGUUUUCGAGUGAUUGAAUUAACUUUUUUCGAGAAACUAAAGCCAAAAUUGUGGUUUCUAUGAAGAAAUGGUGGGGAUUGCAGAGUCUUCCGCCGGUAACCGAAAAAGUUGACGAGCCGACGACGGUGGAGCCGACCGUCGAACAAGUGAAAAAGAUUAGCGGGGAUCUGCUCGAUUUCAGCUCGUCCGAUAGGAGUAGUUUGAGUAGUCGACCGGUAAGGCAUCUCUAGAAAGCAUUUUAAAGCACUUAUUGUUUUUUUUUAAUCGAAAACUCCUUUUUUUUCAGGACUCGCCGGAGCUGGGUGACGAAGCGGUCACCGAUCAGACGUCAUUGUCAAUUGUUCCAGAAAGACCAUCACAACUGGAAGAAAUGCUGGUGGACAUGUCCCUGGACUCGGACGGACCGGCGCCGCCGCCCCGCAAACCGCACAGAGCCGCCCCGCCGGCACUUCCGCCCAUGAACACGAUAAUCUCGCGGCCGAAGAACAACUCGGCCACGUACAUCAAGGGCCAAGUGGUCCGGCAGUCGGCCAUCGAGCCGCAGACCCUCGCGAAUCAGGUCGUCGACCUGCUGAGCAUCUCGAAAGGACAGAGCCAAUCGGCCCAGAUUACCGCCGAAAAGGCCGAGUGGGUCCAGUUGACGUCUGUGGAGAAGGCCGGGGAACCGCACGAACGGCUCGAAGUGCUCAUCGUCGGACUAUGUCGGGGAUACCAGAUUUGGACCAUGAAUGUGAGCAUUUUUCAAAAUUUAUGCCAGAAACGGGGCUUUUUUUAAAAAAUAUAAUUGAAAUUGUCCCGUUUUUGUCGAAAUUUGAAACAUUUCUAAAAAAUUUACAAGUGAAAAAGUUUAUCUGAUCAUAAAUUUACAGCAAAACGGCGAGUUCGAAGAGGUGCUUUCGGAGCGGCAAGGCCCGGUGCGAGCGCUGAAAGUACUGCCGAACAACCUGAAACUGCGCGGCCGUGAGGAUCAGUUCGCAGAUUCCCGUCCUCUGAUCGCUCUGACGGACGCCUCGUCGCACGUGCCCGACCGCCAGUACUGCUCCGUUUCGAUCGUCUCGCUGCUCACCGGCAAAGAGGUGCACAGCCUCAAGUUCGACGAGCCCGUCUGCGCGAUCAACGUGUCCGACCAGUUCCUCGUCGUUUCUCUGUCGAACGUGGCGCACGCCUACGACAUUCUCACGUUCCGCCGCGUUCGAGUGAUCCGCACGGCGCCGUCGUGCGAGAAUUGCCCGCCGGCGCUCUCGUUGUCGUGCCAAUUGUUGGCGUUUGCCGAUCGGAGCCUCGAUGUGAAUCUGCAGAGCGCCGGCGGAUUGGCCGCAGAGGUGGAGGCGACCGCCAGCGAACGGUACACGGAUCAGCUGUACAAUGCUGUCAGUGUAAGUGCUCAAACUUUCGGGGUUUUCUAGGUCACGGUCAUGAUCUUGUUACGACUCAUCCUUGCAAAGAAUUUGGCAGUGUUCUAGAACAGUUUUUGUGUUUUUUCAUACCUAAACUUUUAUUUUUGCGCCGACAACUUUUCUCAACGUCUUUUCACUAUUUCACGCGGCCUGUGAAGCAAGAAGUGAUGAAAAGACGUGCAGAAAAGUUGGCAAUGCAAAAAUGAAAUUUAUUUCAUGGUAUACAGGGUGGUCCACCGUUACCCGUACAAAAGUUUUACGCGGCGCGCGUAGGUACUGACGCAAUUCUGGUGUGGACCUAAUUCAAAAUUGUGUAUAUUAUCAUGUUUUUAACUAUUCGGCCAAGUCUCAGACCAAACGGAUUUGUUUCAGCCAAAUAGCACCGAUUAGUCUGCACCCCGUCCCCAUCAUACGCUUGUUCACUGGAGGGGUGAGCAGACAAACGAUCAUGAAACGGCUCGGUAUCCCAAGCAAAACCGUUUAUGAUACGAUGUAACUUUUCUCCGGUCUAAACCCACUCUAGAGCAAUACCAGAAACAAAAAAGGAAUCACCAUGAUCUCUCCUCAGACGGUCACAGCUACCAGAGAGCGGAUCAUGAGAAAUCCGUAUCCAAGCACGAGAAUGAUAGCACAUGAUAUGGAAAUGAGUCCGAUAUCAAUGUAAAUCACUCUAAAAUGCAAGCUCAGUUUGAUACCGAAAUAUGUGAACAGAAGCCGUUAUCAUCUCAACUGCCAAAAAAAGUUGAAACGGAUUCAAAUGUCGAAACUCCAGUUGAGUGGCACGCGCCAUGGCGACCAUUUGAAGAUGGCCUUUUCAGACGAAUGACUGUUCCCGGCGAAGGCCAAUUUGAAUUCUCAAAAAUAGUCAGAGGCUUGCUGGGACGUCACUGGAGGCGUAUGAAAAAUGGUAGGGCCAUAAUCUGGACCGUGCCAUGAUUUCUUGUCCCAUCAGCUGAACAUGCCAAUCUCAACGCGUUUUCAUCGAUAAUGGUGACAAAAUCAGAAAAGUACGUUAUGUAGAUGAGGCUUCAACAAGGAAACUUCUUCUUCGGUCUCACAAACACUUCGGAGAACAACAUUGGGUGUUCUAGGAGGAUAAUACGCCUGCUCACACGGCCAAAAUCAUUCAGCAGUGGUUCCAGGCCAAUUUGGCAGCGUUCAUCAAGAAGGAAAAAUGGUCCGAUUUCUCGCCGGACCAUUUUUUGUUGGACUAUUCGUUGUUGGGGUCUUACAGGCCAAUAUAAAGGCUAAACCCCAGACAAGUAGGGGAGUGAUAAAAAAAUUCCUUGCCAGGUAGGGGGUCAAUUUGUUCACGGACUUCCCGCGUGCCGCGGCAAACUGUUACUUCGGAAGUCUUCGGGCUGUCAUUGUUAGGAAAGGAGGUCGGGUGCAACACUAUUAGCUUAUAAAUAUUGUCAAACAUCUUAGUAAACGUUUUGUUAAGUCUCAUGCCUUUCUGACUUCUAGUUUUGGAAUUACCCAAGUUUUAUUUUGUACGGGUAACGGUGGACCACCCUGUAAUAUUCGUCAAGGCCGUGGCCCGGAAAACACACGACCAUACGGAUCUAUAGAGCCCAAUUUGUAAAUUUGCAGUUCAUCUCGCGCGGAGUGAAGUCGAUCAGCGAGUCGGUGGGCGCCGGCUCGGGCGGCUCGUCGAAAUCCAAUCAACCGCAGGGCGUCGUGACCGUUCUCAACCUGGCCGCAAUCGGAGAAGACGAGGCGGAAGGUGUGACGUGUCACUACGUGGCGCACGUCGACCCCAUCUCGUACAUCGCGUUCUCGCCCGACCAACGACUCGUGCUUUCGGCCGACGCGAACGCGAACGUCUUCAACAUUUACCUGCUGAUGCCCCACGCGACGACGUCCUCGCUCGCCGCCGUCCAGCACUUGUACAAGCUGAAUCGCGGAAGCACGCCCGCCAAAGUCGUCUCCACGGCGUUUUCGGAAGACUGUCGAUGGCUCGCGAUCAGCACGAAUCACGGGACGACGCACGUCUUCGCGGUGUGCCCGUUCGGCGGGAAACCCAACCAACGGACCCACGGCGACACGUUUGUGAACAAAGAGUCGCGGUUCCAUCGAUCGGCAGGACUGACGGACGCGGCGGACGUGACCGCCUCGAUCGGACCUUCGAGGCACCGCGCGAUGGCCGACUCGUGCUGCUCGCACACGAAAGAGCAUCCGGUGGCGGUAAACUCGCCGGUGCUCGCCAAGACGAACGGCAACGCGCGUGUCGGUCCGUUCCCGCCGCCGCUGCUACUCGUCGCGAUCGAGAAGAUUAAAGAUUCGCGGUACACAAAGGAGGAUCUGAGUGCGUGGGCGGCCGACAUGACCAGUUUCCCGUACGCCGUCUCGCAGACGAACACCUCCGCCGCAGUCGCCGCGAGAAAACGGCUCGAGGUGUCGCGGAUGUCGGUCAUGUUCCGAAUGCGGAGCUACAACUCGACGACGAGCACGAAGCUGGCGAAGACGAUCAAAACGCUGAUGUCGAUGUCGAUGGUGGUGGCGAAGGUGGAUCCGUCGCAAGGAGUGAUCGUAGUGCAGCACGAGAUCAAGUCUCUUCGCAAGGAUGGCGAAUCGACGAACAUGGACGCGCCGCCGCACGUGAGCAUCGCGCCGAUCGGCGGCUGGUGUCUGCAGCGCACGAAGAACAACGCGGACAUGCACGCGCCGAUGCCCGCGGCUUCUCCUCUGAUGGCCGCCGCGACAGUCGACACGGUGCCGUCGAGGGGCCACCGGGACGAGGAUGUUUGGACGCCGCACGUCGAAACACGGACCUACCUGCCGCCGCACCGCUGGAUCUGGCAGGGACCGCAAUUCGCCCUCUUCGAGUACCGAGAGGACCAUCAGCCAAGUCUCAUGUCGCCGGGCGGAGGAGGAGCGGGCAGCAAGGGACCGCAUCCGUCGUCGUCGUUCAAAUCGGUCCCCGUGUUGAUCGGAACUGAAACGUCUGGUGAGUCGAGUUCUAGAGGGUGUCAGUACGUUUUUGGCUUUUUUCAUCACGAUUGGUGAUAUUGAUGUUAAAAAACACACAGACGAGCCUUUUCCUACCUAGUAACAAUAAAAAUAGAUGAUAAAAGUGGCCGUAAAAUCACAAAUAUGCAUUUGACCCGAUCUCAGCUCCUUUAGCGAUCAAACAAAUUCCGGCGGACGCGACACGCAUCGAAUGUGGCAGCUACACGUCGGCCAACUCGUACAGCAUUGAUCAGCUGCCGGAACAGCCGAUGAUCGGAGGAUUCGUCGGAGUGCCGAACGGAGAUGUAAGGAGUUUUGAAAAAGAGCGAUUAUUGAUUGAUUGGGGAGUUUUUGCAGUUGGAAGCACACAUUGCGGACGCGUGCAAGGAUAUUUCGAGUGACGACGACGAGGAGAAGAAGCGGAAGAAGGCGUCGGCGGAGAGGGCGGGGACGAAGAACAACGACGACAUUAUCGAGGAGUUCUUCGACACGGAGUCGUCGGCGCCGUUCGCUCGCAACGGAUCCGCGGGCAAGGCGACGUCGGCAAAGAAAAAGAAGACUCCGCCGGCUUCUGCGCCUCUUCCGGCCAUGCCAUGCGCCUCCUCGGCGCCUUCGAAAUCCUCGAAAAAAGCAAACGGGUCUCGCCGCGAGAAAUCGAACGAUUCAGACGAUUUCAGCUGCUUCGACAUGGAGGAUAUUUGA
Caenorhabditis sp. 36 PRJEB53466 is the source of this 5349-nucleotide messenger RNA. The record is from the annotation of a GenBank genome assembly. Lineage: Eukaryota; Metazoa; Nematoda; Chromadorea; Rhabditida; Rhabditidae.